Molecule: messenger RNA, 1284 nt
Organism: Ilex paraguariensis (yerba mate)
Lineage: Eukaryota; Viridiplantae; Streptophyta; Magnoliopsida; Aquifoliales; Aquifoliaceae
Source: the annotation of a GenBank genome assembly
CUUGUAUACUCAUUUCAUCUUUCUUCUCUGCAUCAUGUCGAGACAGCAUUGGUGGAGGCAUUGGCUUCCAAAACCACUGCAUGGGAAAAGGAGAGAGGCCUUGAGUUCACUUAUGAUGGUAUUUGUCUUCUUUCCAUGCUUGAAGAGUACACUAUUUUACGGCAAGAAAAAGAGGAAGAGCACAAAAGGCAGAGGGACCAGAAGAAACUUCAGGGACAGCUAAUAGCAGAACAGGAGGCACUUUUUGGGUCUAAACCGAGCCCUAUGAAGAAUCAGAGUGGGAAAAGAGGUCCUAGGUUGUCCUGUGGUGGUGCAAGCAACGAAAUGCUUUCUUUAGGAGGACCAAGGCUGCAAACUCUUAAACCUGAUCUGCUUCACUCCACAAGGGCUAUUCCCAAUACGCACAAAAGUAGGAAAAAUGCUCGUCUUCACCAAAACGACCAAUUUAACCACCCCAGGGAUAACGGAGUUGCACCUUUAUCAGCUGGAAGGAAAGGUUUGGACAUUGCUGGCCUUCCUGCAAAAAAGCACCAUUCCAAUGCAGUUAAUGCUCGUGGAGUAGAGUCACACAUGCUGCGCCAGCCCUUUUCGCCUAUUUAUUCCACAGAUUCAUCAAAGUCCAACACAACAAAUAUAUUGAAAGGUCUGAACAGAAAACAAAAAGAAAUGCUGCAGAAAACACUUACAAAUGAAAUUACACCAUGUACUACUCCUUUCAAGAUAAUUUCUGCUGCAGAUGAAGAAAACAGGACUCCCAAAACAAUGUCAAUUCCUCUGCCAUCUACGCCCUCAACCGUAUCAGUUUCAAUGCAGACCACCAUGACCCCUGCUCCUCCAGUUAUUUACAGCGCUCAUCCAGUUGAAGAUAUUGAUGCAGAGAUUGAGUACUCUUUUGAGGAAAGAAGAGCUGGUUUUGUGCUUCCUAAGACACAUCUAAGGACAAUUAUACAAGAUUGAUUAUUACCAACUGCAGGUGAUCUUGACAAUGUUUUUGUUCUUUGCCUUUUUUUUUUGGCAAGCUUUUUGGAUCUUGUUAUCCAUUAUUGAUAAGUCAAUUCUAUUGGCUUCUUUGAUGUGUACAUAGUCUAAGGGCCUGUUUGGUAUAUUUUUUGGGAUGAGUUUGGAUUGGUUUGUCUAAUCUCUUCCAAACCCAAAGAUAAGAUUCAAAGAUGAGAUUCAAGAUUUAAUGUUGUUCAUACUCAUGUUUGGUAUGAGCAGGGAUAUAUGGCUAUUAUGAUAAUAUAUUUGUAUGUAAAUAACUAUUUUGCCCCUUAACCAAUUUAG